AUGCAGGCCUGGGUUUUGAUUGUGGCAGCUUUCGCCUCGGCGGCAUUUGGCCUAGACAAUUGCCACUGCCUUCCUAGCGACCCCUGCUGGCCGUCGCCUUCUGAAUGGAAAUCGUUGAACGCGACUGUCGGAGGCCGGUUGAUUGCGACCGUCCCUAUUGGAUCUCCUUGCCAUGAUCCGACAUACGAUGCAGAGGCAUGUGCGGUCUUACGGUCCAACUGGACCACGCCAGAGCCUCAUUUGGCUUCGUCCUCCUCAGUGAUGGAAUCCUACUUUGCGAAUCAGAGCUGCGACCCAUUCACGGCGAGGUCCAAGCCCUGCACUUUGGGCAACUAUGUCAGCUACGCGGUCAACGUAUCGUCGAGUCGGGACGUGAUUGCUGCUAUUCAAUUCGCCCAGCACAAGAAUAUCCGUUUUGUGAUCCGCAACACGGGCCAUGAUUACCUUGGACGUUCAACCGGCGCAGGGGCCCUCGCCGUGUGGACCCACCAUCUGAACGAGAUCGAGUAUAAGGAGUGGUCAGACAACUUAUACCAUGGCCCUGCAUUUAAAUUUGGGGCUGGAGUAAUGGGAUUCCAAGCCCUCGAGGCUGCACACCCGAAAGGUCUCACUGUCGUCUCUGGCGAUUGUCCUACUGUCGGCUUGACUGGUGGGUACACACAGGGCGGUGGACACUCUACGCUCAGCACGGAGUUUGGCCUCGGUGCCGAUCAGACGCUGGAGUUCGAAGUUGUCACUGCAAAUGGAACGUUGGUCACGGCAUCCCGAUCGAAGAAUUCCGACCUCUAUUGGGCUUUGAGCGGCGGUGGAGCCGGGAAUCUUGGCGUUGUGAUGUCGAUGACUGUGAAGGCCCACCCAGAUGCAAAGAUCGCCGGUGCCAAGCUUGCGUUCACCCUGGCAAACACCACCACCGACAAUUUUACCAAUGGCAUUGCUACGUUCCAUGCCCUGCUGCCGCAGAUGAUUGAUCAGGGCGCCACCGUCGUCUAUCAGGUGACUUCAACUGCCUUUCUGAUCACUUCUGUCACAGCCUACAACAAGACCUCGACCGAUCUCAAGAGAAUCUUCAGGCCCUUCCUGUCUGCACUCUCGGACUUGAAAAUCCCCACUCAGGUAGCUUUCUACGACCACGACUCGUACUACGACCACUAUAAAGCCUUCUUCGGACCUUUGCCGUACGGAAACAUUGCGGUAACCCUUUUCCAGUACGGUGGUCGCCUGAUUCCGCGCGAGGUCCUGGACAGCAACCCUGUUGGCAUCUCUAACGUACUCCGCAACCUGACGGACUCCGGCGUUGCUGCCAUCGUCGGUGUUGCCCUCGACGUCUCGUCUUUUGGCAAUCAGUCCAACGCUGUCUUCCCGGCGUGGCGCGAAGCGGCCAUCACCAUCCAGUUCGGCACACUCUGGAACGCAACAGCCCCAUGGUCUGAAAUGGUCGCCGAUCAGUACAAAAUCGCCGAUGACUUCAUUCCUCAGCUCGAAGCCAUCACCCCAGGUGGCGGCGCCUACGAGAACGAAUCCAGCUUCCGCCAGCACCACUGGAAGGAGACGUUCUUCGGCAGCACCUAUGGGCGUCUUCUCGCCAUUAAGAAGAAGUGGGACCCGAGCUCCUUUUUCUAUGGCAUUAAGGCCGUUGGAAGCGAUGCUUGGAAGGUGUCUGGAUCUGGCCGGAUGUGCCGGGCUUAG
Messenger RNA from Penicillium chermesinum, 1686 nucleotides. RefSeq names its product putative isoamyl alcohol oxidase. Gene Ontology annotation, molecular function: FAD binding; oxidoreductase activity. NCBI's taxonomy places the organism in Eukaryota, Fungi, Ascomycota, Eurotiomycetes, Eurotiales, Aspergillaceae. The transcript has 3 exons. Bases 1 to 1686 code for a protein of 561 amino acids. The record is from RefSeq and is a predicted model, not a curated record.